CUCUUAUCAACACUAUAAAUACCCUCCUCAUUCUGCUUCUCAUUCCACGCACUUAGCAAUCAAUCAAAACAUUCCCAAUAACAAUAAUAUACACAUCUUCAAUUAAGCUCCUUCUCCUAUAGCCAUGGCUCUUUCUAAGCUUAUAAUUGCUUCCCUUCUUGCGUCGCUUCUCCUUCUUCAUUUCGUUGAUGCUGAUCAAUCGGCACAUGCACAAACGCAGGGGUCUCUUCUUCAGCAGAUAGAUUGUAACGGAGCAUGUGCUGCGAGGUGCCGUUUAUCAUCUCGUCCACGCCUCUGCCAAAGAGCUUGUGGAACUUGUUGUAGACGCUGUAACUGCGUGCCACCUGGCACUGCUGGAAACCAAGAAGUGUGUCCCUGCUAUGCAAGUUUGACUACUCAUGGUGGCAAACGCAAGUGCCCUUAGACUUAAUUGGACCACUAUCCUAUGCAUGCCUUUGAUUUAUAUUAUAAAAUAAAAAUAAUACUAUAUAUAACAUGUUAAUUGCUUAAUAUGUGCUUUAAGAGUAAAGAAUAACAUCGUGAAAUCAAAUUACCCCUUUUUCAAUACGUGUUGAAUCAUCGAUCUUGGUUUGUAAUUUGGUUGUAUAUUCACAAAAUUAAUAAGUAUAUUGUGAUGUGAUUAAUUCCCUUCUCUGUUAUGGUGUACUUGCCUUCCCUGUAUUGUCCAUCUCCAUCGUCUGUCUAUUAAUAAGAAUUCUUAUGUGAUAUUUUCAUUUCA
Molecule: messenger RNA, 739 nt
Organism: Glycine soja
Lineage: Eukaryota; Viridiplantae; Streptophyta; Magnoliopsida; Fabales; Fabaceae
Product: snakin-2-like
Exons: 3
Coding region: 125-424 (99 amino acids)
Source: RefSeq, a predicted model, not a curated record